AUUUGCCAGUGGUGGAGUCCAACAGCUGAUUGUUUGCGCGAGACACUAAACAGUGAACGACGUAUCUGCGAGCUCUCAACGCAUAUACGAGAUUGGAAAGAGUGUAAGCGUACUUGCCUGACGAGACGUGACUUCCAAUUUGUCCGUGGGGAGGAGACGCUUUUUAAGGAAGCGCUUCCUCGCCCUCCAUCCCUGAGGACCUCACUCUCACUCUCACACUCACACUCCUGUGACUCCCUCCGAGGGCGACUGCUGAUAAAUCUCUGGAGUGUCGCCGCCCCAACUCACCUCAGGCUCCCAGGAGAAAGAGGGAGAGAAAGAAAGAGAUAUCCCAGCUGACCUCUGAUGUGAGGAGCAUAUCUGCCACCAUCGUCGCCCAGGGCCCUAUCACCUCUCAGUGCCCAAGAGAUGACCCUAAUUUCCUUCCUCCUCUCUCUCUCCUGUCGCCGUCAGCCUCCUCUUCCUCUCUGCGGCUGCCUCUUCCUCAGGACUGUACCUGUACUUGGUAUUAAUAAUUAAGCCACUGGACAGUCUGCUGGUGCUGACCCCCUGAAGCGGAGAGUCGUGUAGCGUACAACAGGGGUCCACUGUCGCCAGGCUCCUGAUUAAACACCGAACCCAAUUAAGAGGGAGAGAGGCAGGGAAGGCCCAUCUGGAGUGUGACUCACACACACUCACACACCCACACACACCCACACACACACACACACACACACACACACACAGACACAGACACACAGACACGCGCACGAGUCUCACACACACACUCACACCUGAAGACAGCUGAGUCAGCUGAACAGCGGUGCAGCAGUUCUCUCUGAGGAGGAGUCUGUCCAUCUGUUUUCUGUAGCCUGUGAGAUUUCUCACUGCAUUAUCUCUCUCUCACACACACAGACACACUCACACACACACACACACACACACACACACACACACACACACAUAUACAUACCUGUUGUAGACAGCCUCAGUGGAUCCCCUCAGGACUUCUGUCUAUCCCCCCCCCCCGACCAACACACACACAAGAAUAUGUGAAUCUCCCAUCACCCUUUUUUAUUUUAUAUCUAUUUUACACUCCUCUUUUUCCCCUAUCUCUUUAUCUCCAUUUAUGUCAUAGUUCUACAACACCGUUCCGGGUCACACGGCGCAUUGUAAUUGGACCUCUAAUUACCUAUGCAGGCCUGCUCAUUAUUAGCCAUCAGUGGGCUCUGAGCAAAGAGUCCCCUGACAGGCGCUGACCUUUGGAGAGGGCCAGGCAGCUGCCCCUUUGAACCUUCAUCCAUAUCCCAUUCACACCUCCCACCAACACACACACACACACACACACACACACACACACACACACACACACACACACACACACAUGCCCACUGUUCUGUGUCUGUAAAUGUCACUGCCCCGGCCAUUGAAUCAUCCGGGUGAAAGAGAUUUCCUUUUUCCUCCUUCGCCAGUGAUUUCCAAAAGGCAAGAGAGCUCCAUCUCAACAGGGGGCAAGCACACGUGCCUGACCCCCACCCGGGAAUGCCAGGCAGACUUCUAUGCGUGACAGUGGCCUUCUUGGACUUGUUGUUUUUCCUCACUAAUUAAGGGAAAUUGUCUAUUCUCUUUCCUGCUGCCCGCUCCUGGUAAUUGCUGCUUGUUCUUAUUACACUCGAAGGGGCUGUUCAUUUGAAGGACGCAGCAUAUUUCCUCUGCCACUCUCUCUCUCUUUCUCUCUCUCUCUCUGUCUCUCUCUCUCUCUCUGUCUCUCUGUCUGCCGCUGUGUAGAUUGGAUUUGGAGCUGGCGGCGAGGUAAUUGCCAUCGACGGAGAAACUUAAUGAAGGGUCUCUGGGCAGCCCUGGCCACGGAUUAUUGGCAGGUCUGAGGACUCCGUUGCAGUGAUUAUUUUUCUGCUCGUGGCCGUCUGAUCCAGAAACGCUUCCACCUUAUCCAUGACAUUUGGAAGGAAUUACUCUUGAAGCCGCACGCACACCUCUGGAGAAACUCAGAUGCAGAGGAGGCAUUGAGGUCCAUGAGGCCGUCCAGGCUCCAAGGAGUGAGGGCCAACUGUGUGUGUGUGUGUGUGACGCAGGGCAGGUGCAGUGAUUUGUUUUUGGUCUGCCAGUGAAAGCUGCUUUUGGGGAAAGUUUAUCCCGUUGAAGUGCAAAAACCGGAUUCACCAGAUGGCUCUUUAAAGAGAAAAAAAAAACAGGCAGUCGAGAUGAAUAAAACAUCUAGAAUAAAGGAGGCAUCAAACUGACAUUACAUUUCUGCCCCACACAACCCAACCCCCACCCUUCCUCCUCUCCACUCCACGCUCCCUCUGAGCCCACAACACUGGAGGAUUUGGACUCGUCUAAUAGAACUCUCCACUGGAAAUCUGUCUAGUAAUCCCCACCUUCUUUGUCUAUUUGAAACAUUUCAGCCCCUGCGCCAUUUUUGCGCCCCUGCCCCUCUCCACCCCUGCUCCUCAUCCACCCGCCCGCCUCCCUGCCGUGCCCCCUCCGCUGUGCUAUGCCCCAUCGCUGCCACCGUCCCAUCCUGGAGUCAUGCCCAUCCCCGAGAUGGCUCUGACCCCCGUCAAGUCUCUGUACUGGGAGGUGUUCCCGCCCAUGCCCACGCGGCGGGUCUACUGCACGCCGCUGCUUCUCGACGGCCUGAUGUACGUGCUGGGCGGCUGCAGCGAGAGCGGCCUGCCCCUGGACGCCGCCGAGGUGCUGGACCUAGAGAGCCAGCGCUGGUGCACGCUGCCGCCGCUGCCCACCGCUCGUGCCGGCGCCACGGCCGUGGUGCUGGGCGGGCAGCUGGUGGUCAUGGGCGGCAUGGACGCCCAGCAGAGCCCGCUGGCGUCGGUGGAGGUGUACAACAUCGACGAGGGGAAGUGGGAGAGGAAGGCUGGGCUCGGGCAGUCGUCCAUGGGCAUCACGGCAGUGGAGAAAGAAGGGAAAGUGUAUGCUCUGGGAGGGAUGGGUGCAGACACAUCUCCCCAGGCCCUGGUGAGGGUCUAUGAGCCAGCCAAGGACCAAUGGCUUCCCCUCGCCACUAUGCCGACGCCCCGCUACGGAGCCGCCUCCUUCCUGCGUGGGAACAAGAUCUACGUGCUGGGUGGGCGUCAGGGUAAGAUGCCCGUGACGGCGUUUGAGGCCUUCGACCUGGAAGUGAAGAGCUGGACGCGCUUCCCCUGCAUCCCCAGCCGUAGGGCGUUCUCCAGCUGUGCGGCCACUGACCGCUGCUUCUACAGCCUGGGGGGACUCCAGCAGCCCGGCCCCCACAACUUCUACUCGCGGCCACACUUCGUCAGCACCAUGGAGGAGUACGACACCGAGCAGGGUGUUUGGCUGAAGCCUACACGGAGUUCACGCAUGAGGGAGAAGCGAGCAGACUUUGUGGCCGGCUGUCUAGGAGGCAGGGUCAUCGCUGCGGGUGGAUUAGGUAACGAGCCCUCCCCGCUGUCCUCGGUGGAGAGCUACAACCACGUGAAGCGGAGAUGGGAGUACGUGGCUCCGCUCCCCAGCCCCCGCUGCUCCUGUGCCUCCCUCCAAACUCCCAGCAUGCUCUUCCUCAUUGGUGGCGUCUCGCAGGGCCCCAGUGACGCUGUGGAGGCCCUCUGUAUGAGAGAAAGCGUCUGACGCAGACGCUGACAGGUCACACACACUGGCAGUAGAUGGAUGGGACACUCUCUCACUCAUAACACGCCUCUGUGGCAGUGUGUGUCUGAUGAUAGAGAAGGACAACCUCACAGAAGGGACUUUGGAUCUUUCCUCAGAACAGCACGGAAACAAGAUGCAGUAGCCUAACAAAGGAUCGCGACUCCAACCCCUCACUACCACCUUUUCGCUCUCUAGGACUUUUGGGGAGUUUCACACAAGCAAGAAAGCAAGCAAGCAAAAAAAUCCACAAAAUAAAUAAAUAAAGUAAUCCCUUCCCAAAACACAGAGAGACAACAUUAUGGACGCCUUUGAACUGCAAGGCACCUUUCAGGAUCAAAGCAGGGUACUUUUCUGGAAAAAAAAACUCAAAGGAACUAAGGGCCAUAUCUAUCCACAAGCCACUGCAGAGGCUGUCAACAGUGGCAGCUCUAGCACUUUUUUCUAUUUCCCGAGAGAAACAGAAGAGAAAAAAACAAUGAAAAAUUAAGGGAAAGGUUUUGAUGAAGAAACAAAAAAAAAUGAGUAUGUGCUUGUGCGUGCGUGUGUGUGUGUGUGUGUGUGUGUUUGUUUUGUAGUUUGACAGCCAUGCAUGAGAGAAGUUAGCACAAUCACUGCAUUGCAGGGAGAGUGCAACUCCUCAGACAUUGAUGCUACAACUAUAGCAAUGGGCCAGGAAACUGGGCCACUUAGUUGAGGAAGAGAAGAGAGUUGGGUUUCGUGAACCACAGAAAUAAUUGCGAAGAGUGUGUUAUCAUUUCCAAAGGGCGCACCCACCCACACAGACACAGGCAGAUACACACACCCGCACCCAGCUCACUGCUGAGGUUACCUCCUAGUUACAUAAACCGCCAAUUUAAAAAGCUGAUGGAAGGGAUUUUCAUGUCAGACACUGAUGUGAUGGUCUCUCUAUCUCUGCUUGUUUAUGUGUGUGUUCUCUCUCCCUCUAUCUCUGCUUGUGUGUGUGUGUGUUGUCUGUGUGUGUGUGUGUGAAUUUACAUUGUGGGUGGAUGUGUUGGGUCAUAAGCAGUAAGUUCAACACUAGAUAAAUGAGAAGAAAUCAAUAUUUAUCUACAGAAAGCUUGAGCUUUAUUUGUUUGGCUUGAGCAGUUCUUUACCCUGAGGUUGAAUUGAUAGAGAUAAUAGACUAUUCAUGAUGAGCAGAAAUAUUAUGUGAAUUUUAUCUGUCUUUGCUCAUAUUCACAGACUUGAAAACCAUAUCACUUCAUAUACAACUUGAAAACGAUAUCAUGCCAUAUAGCAGUAUCCAUAGACUUUCUUGCACUAUCAAUAUCUACUAUUACUGGUAAUUGAAUUAUGAUUUUAUUUCAGAAGGGAUUUAUAAGGUAAACACAAGCUAUGAGUGAAUUUUGUGUGUGUGUGUGUGUGCGUGCGUGCGCACACGUGUACGUAUGUGUACGGGUUCAUGUGUGUGUGUGUGUGUGUGUGUGUGUGUGUGCGUGCGUGCGCACACGUGUACGUAUGUGUACGUGUUCAUGUGUGUGUGUGUGUAGGUGCGUGCGCACACGUGUACGUAUGUGUACGGGUUCAUGUGUGUGCGCGUGUUCCCUUUCUCAUUCAUGCUUAACAUAUUUGUCCAAUAAAACGCAUAUGGUUGUCAGUUGGCCAAUAUGACACAUGCCAGUGUGUGUAUACAAGUCGUGCUUACAUUACCCAGACAGGCAAAGCAAGACUGAUUUAUUUACAUAUUAAUAUUUUACUGAUGUGCUUCACAUGACAGGAAACCUAGUUGGCUGCUUUUUGAAGAAAAUGUUGGCAUUUAUCUUAAGGGGAGGGGGGCAUUCAUGGCUGGCAUUUCAAUUGGGAGGCAGUAAGAAAAAUGACAUACAGGCCUAUAUAUUGCUGCAUGGAUUAUUUUUGAUACGCCAGUGGAUGUGUGCUCAUCUGUGUGUUUCAGUAUGGAACUGUCUGUACCGCACACACAUACAUACACACACACACACAAUCAGAAAGAAUCAGAAAGAAUCAGUCCCUAUAUAUAAGGAGAUUUAUUUUUUGUCAGCCCAGCUGUGAGAGCUCCUCUGGCAUGGCUAAUGCUCCGACUCAGCCUGACGGCUGGCUACACCCACCAGGCAUGUCUCAAUGCAGCGUGCAGGCAGUUGGUGUCGAGCAGGUUGGAGAGAGAGAAAGGGAUAGAGAAGGAGAAAAAAGAAAUGUGUGCUGAAAUAAAUAUACCUCCAUUUUUAACUCUUUUUUUUUUUGUCAUGGCAACAUGGCGUAUGAGUCAUGAGUGUGAAGCGGCAGGUUGGUUUGGCUCCGGUGUCCUCUCCACUCCUCUCAGCGGCACCUUUGAUGGGCACGCUAGCCUGUCAUUCCAAACACUCAGACGAGUCUUGAAUGCUUUUAGUAGUAAGUUGUCAGGGCUGCUCGCCUUCACAGUGGCCUUUAAUCCUGGUGCCACUAAGGUUUGUGCAGACGACCACAGAAAAAUAUAUACAGUAAAUCAUCAUGUCACGGAGGUUUGCUGAGUACUUAUUUAUAAUGUUGACGUAAAAAACUAUAGAACCUCUGUCAGUUUUACCCCACCUCUCUCUCUAUCUCUCACCUGUGUACAAAUCACCUUCCACUGUGGGUGGAUGGUGGCCAAAAGAUUCAAAGCUACAUUGGCUGUUUGUUUUUCUUAGGCAAACAUCUCGGAUGCAUCUCAUUGAUACGGAUGCACAUCCAAAUGCUUAUCCAUGUUAUGCUUAGAACAUAAUUCCUUUUUAUGCCCUUAAUUAUGAGUAGACUUUACGUAAAUAGGAGCAGUCACUGUGAUUAUGAGUGCAGUAGUUCUUGUGUCACAGUCAGUGAAAUUCUCCUUAUGUAUUUGUUUACAACAUUUAUUUACUUUUGUAUUUUGUUUUCUAGAGGUACCUCUUUAAAGCCCAGAAUUGUGUUUCCUAUUGUAACGUACACAGUAAUCGUUUAUGUUGCUGCAGUUCUCUCGCUCUCUCUCUCAGUACUUUGUGUUCUGUGGACUUUGUUUGUUCUUGUCCAUCCGUGAGAUGACCCAGGCUGUCAUGGUGUCGAGGCCUCCUAUUGUUGCCACAGCCAGGGGAGAGCCAGCCUGUUGUUUAUUUCUCUGUGACGCAGUGGUGUGUGACAUUGUGAUCGGUGUGUAACCACAGAUUGUGUGUGAAGACGAUGGUACACUCAUGCAACACCAAUUAUGUGUAAUAUGAGAUUAAUUAUUGUGAAGUUAAGAAAGAAACGACACCAGUUAAACAAUAGAGAUAUUUUUUCUGCUUUCACAUUAUAGAGGGGGGGAAAUGCUGUUUGUAAAUCUAGUUUUACCAUAAAGUCUCUUUGAUUGAGAUGAAGAGGGACACACUGUAUGCCACUCUCAGCCUUAGGGAAAUAAUAGUGUCAUGUUGCAUUAUGCUUUGACCCACUGCAGAAUUAGGAGGUGGGGGGGUAAAGAUAACAGCUGUAGGUAGCAGUGAGCACAACAUGUUUUUCGUGCCCACUGGCAAACAUCAACAGCAGCAUUGUGGGGGUUUAAGAGUCUCUCGAUGCUUGGACGAAUUUUAAUAUUUUAAUUUAGAUAUGCUAGCGAAGUCAUCAUUUACUUUCUUUGCUUAAAAAUGAACAUGUUCAAUGGACACCUCUUUGGCCAUGGAUGACUGACCUUCAAACUAACCCUGUCAAAUAACAUGGCAUGCAGUAAACAGGCCACCUCAGAGAUAAUCAUUUAGAGCAUUCAGAUUUUCAACCAGCCUGUUGAAUCUCAUAAAUACAGUAUGUUUAUCAACAUGAUAAAAUUUAACAUACCCCACUGACACCAGUACUUGCUAUAUCAACAACACAUACGCAUAUUUGUUUUUUUUGCAUCAAAGAUGACAUAUAUAUACUAUAUGUUUGAAAGACAUAUGUAGGAUAUAAGACAACACACAACAGACAACAGACAGGUGACCCUGCGACUGAGGAUGCCUCCUGCCUUGGGUCCAGUCAGUGCAGAGGCAUUCUGCAGGUCACUUGAAGGACACAUACACUGAUAGACGUUGACUCCUUUGCUUUGUGUGAAGAGGCAGCAUUGCUCUGGAGAAGCGGGUUCACGUGGAUAUGUGACAGUGGGUGACUCUGGUGCAGUAGUUCAGUGCCUAUAUAUGUUAGGUAGUGCCUCUUCUAUGACUUCUUCAAUAAAACAUUUCAAAACC
Messenger RNA from Alosa sapidissima (American shad), 7787 nucleotides. RefSeq names its product kelch domain containing 8B (gene klhdc8b). Bases 2530 to 3609 code for a protein of 359 amino acids. The transcript has 6 exons. Gene Ontology annotation, molecular function: protein binding. Lineage: Eukaryota; Metazoa; Chordata; Actinopteri; Clupeiformes; Clupeidae. The record is from RefSeq and is a predicted model, not a curated record.